AAAACAAGAAAGAGAAGAAAUGAAAGAGGAGGUCCAUUGCGAUAUUACGAUUAUUGGUGGAUUAUUGUAAAAUUCGUAGCCGCUGGAUACUGUGUAUAAACAAUUUGUGAUUUGUGUGAAAGUUGUUUUGUUAGUUAUUAUAUAAAAGUUUUUUUCAUGUUUAUUUUCGGUUUGAAUGAUCAAAAUGUGGGACUCACCAUACUUAACUUGUUUGGUUCUGUAUAUAUUUUCAUUUCAAAUUAUUGUCACUAAUUCACGCACGUCUAAUGUUUGGAAAUUAAACGCGGAAGAAGACCAGAUCGUUGACGGCAGCACAUUAUCUCAGGAUGAGUCUGACAAGUCAAGAAUGGCUGAAGAGGACCCUGUCUUCAAUAUAAUAACAUCAACAGUAUAUUAUGGGAAUGCAUGGACAAAACAUGGCUUUGAUAUGUUUUGUACAGACUGUCAAAUAUAUGAGCAACAAAGAGCUGGUGUAGAAAAUAGUGAUGAGACUACACCGGCAGAAGUAAAUGGUGAUGUGGAUGAUGAGUACUUAGAUUGUGGUAAAGCUGUAAAUUUCACAUACUAUGAUAACCUGGUUGGUGUGGCCAGGCGCCAUAGACAUCCAAAUGUACCUGAACCACAGGUGUCCCUUAUAUUCCCAAAGAAGAAAUCGAACGGUCUAUCGCCGUCAGAGAUCAAUGGUUUCGAAAAACGCUUGAAGAAGGCAAAGAGAGAGAAACCAAAAUCUGUGCAGCUUUAUAACCAGAUCGGCAACUUCUGGCGGAUCAAAGGCGAUACGAGACAGUCUAUCGAGUGCUUUAGGCGCGCACUCGCUGUAUCGCCUUAUAAUGCAGAGGUACUCCUAAACCUCGCAAGGGUGCUAUUCACCCUCCAAUACCUGGACGACGCGAUCUAUCUGACGCGACGUUCGUUAGAGGUCCAGCCCCCAGACCGCAGCGCCUGGCAACAGUAUUUCACGCUCGGCGAGAUAUUUAAGGCAUAUGGACACUAUCAGGAAGCGGCAAUGCACCUGAGGCACGCUCUCGAUUUGAAACCGGACUACGAACCCGCGAUGGCGGCUUUGAAAGACAUCGAGAAUACGCCGGAAGCAUCAGUGCAUGUCUAUACACUCCUUAUUAUUGUGUGUUUGGUGAUGGGAGUUCUGCUCGUGAUACUAUCAUCAGUGGACAGUGGCGGUGACGUUGAGGAGCAUAAGACUCAGAGGCACUUCAACCGAGCGAUGGCGAUGCGAUCACUGCGCGGCGUGACCCUGCCCGGCUCGCGCGGCCGGAAGAAAGGCGGCUCCUAAAACCCCGUCACGUCACUAGCGAUAGCCUGAGUUUAUGAUCUCUGGUCGUGUUCCUAAAUUGUUAACUUUUUGUGUUCGAUUUUUUAAUAAUUUGUUUUUUUUUUUCUAUCUGUCCUGAUAUGUUUUUUUGGUGUAUGUUUGUGUGACUUGGUUCAAAUAUCUGAAGUUUUAUGCUGCUCAUGAUGGUGGGAGUGAAAAACGAAAGAUAGGCGUUAUGAAGGAGAAAGUAGAAAAAAAUUAGCCUUGUGUUGUAGUCUUCAGAUAUUUCCCCCAGGUCCUAAUGAAAUGCCGGUUUAAUUAGUGCUUAAGUUACUUUUAACACUUCCAAGAAUAAGAUCCGUUAUGGCAAAUAUUUUUUUACGCCUUUGGAUCCAUUGUUUUUGUUGUGGAGAUCGUAAACUCAGGAUGACGUGGACAAACAUUUAAGGCUUGAUAAAACAAAUUACGAGUGAUGUGGUAUAGCUACAAUGUUUUAUUGUAAUCGCUAAUGGUGACCCGAGGGAUGAACCCAAUUUGUUGUGGUACUGUUCUGUUAAAUUCUGUUUUUUUUUUACUGAAUAUAUCAUAUUGUAUUUUUAGAGAACCUGCAAGACUUAUCAAAAUAAUAUACGGGAAUGACACCAAAACUAUUUUUGCAAACAGCUUAAAACAAAAUUUAAAUUUGUCGUAUAAUUCGUCAGUGUUGCCCUCAAUGAGCUUACUAUUUUGAUUGAUAGGGAUGUAACUUGUAUGAUGACUAAUAUGCCUGUAGGUGCCCGAUAUAUCUUAUUACCAAGUUUUUGUAGUAGAAGUAUAUCUUAUACAUUAACAAUAAGUAUUUAAAUUACUAAGACGAAUACUCAUCUAUUUGUACCUGACAAAAUUUUAGGAACUUAUACUAUUUUAUGUACUAAUUUUCGUUUUCAAGUAAGUUAUUUGCAUUUUAUUGCUCAUUUUAAAAUUAAGCCAUUAUUCAGUCAACAUUGGGCACCGAUGCUAUGUAUACCUACCUACCCCUGUGUUGUGAUUUCACUAACUUGAAAUGCUGCGGAAAAAUGUUAACCGCUGGUUGUGCUAAUAACUUAUAUACUUACCUGUAUUGUAUGUAACCAUGAUUUAAUGGAACAGUACUAUCAAUCAGAGGCUAAUGUACAAACAUUCUUUAUGUAAAUGUGACCGGAACGGUCUUGCCAUGUCUUAUUUGAUCUCUGCUUUGUAGUCUUCAUCACGUCGCGACGAUACUGAUGUGGUGUACCCUUUUGGCAGUUCGGAAAUAUAACAAAUGGCUUUUCAUUAUAAGUACCUUACAUAUAAUACGAUCUAAAAUAAAUCCGCUCCAAUCCCGUUUAAUAUAUUUGUAUCUUAAGGUAAGAUUGUUCUUAUUUUUAACAGGAGAAAAUGCUUCUCGUAAGCAAUAAUAGUUAAAUACUAUUUGUAGCUAGUUGGUAAUAUUCGAAUAAUGAACAAGCUCGAAUUUCAUGUUUAACUGUUAUGAAACGGAGAUAUUAAAGUCGAGUAAUACGCAAUGUAUUUUCCCCAAGAUGAACAAUAAAGCUGCUAAUUUUAAGGAGUGUACACGUAAUCCGUCAAGUUUACGAAGACAAGAGCUGGUUAUGGCGUGCCCUUGCAACGAGCGAAUCACUUUUGCAACCUAGUCAUUCACUUAGACAAGUUUGGCCCGCGCGAAGUCGGGGCCGUGUGUGUGUAUUUCGUUUAGUAGUGCAUGCAAAUAAACUUGUUAAGUGUUCGUAGAGUCUAAGGAUUUAAAAACGGAGGAGCAAGUCUUAAAUUCGAGAUUGGUAAAAAUGUACCUGUUUUCAGUGGUUCUUUUGUUAAUUUUUGACUAUUUAUAAUACAUGAUUGUCCUAGCAUCUA
Messenger RNA from Trichoplusia ni (cabbage looper), 3145 nucleotides. RefSeq lists its product as uncharacterized. Gene Ontology annotation, molecular function: protein binding. Gene Ontology annotation, biological process: actin filament polymerization. The coding region runs from base 176 to 1291 and encodes 371 amino acids. Lineage: Eukaryota; Metazoa; Arthropoda; Insecta; Lepidoptera; Noctuidae. The record is from RefSeq and is a predicted model, not a curated record. Gene Ontology annotation, cellular component: actin cytoskeleton; cytoplasm. The transcript has 7 exons.